Messenger RNA from Saccostrea cuccullata (small rock oyster), 3089 nucleotides. Its product is annotated as neurogenic locus notch homolog protein 1-like. Lineage: Eukaryota; Metazoa; Mollusca; Bivalvia; Ostreida; Ostreidae. The coding region runs from base 1152 to 2969 and encodes 605 amino acids. The transcript has 43 exons. The record is from RefSeq and is a predicted model, not a curated record.
AACUAGGUAAGAUAUUGACAAACACAUUGAUGAAAACAGAAUAUAAGCAGUCUCGUUUAAAGUCAUCAUUUUCGGACGUUCUAUGGUCGAUACAAUGAUCUUGUCAGCAAACACAAUUUUUUGAGUCAAAUGCUGACUGACGCUUUUAUUAGUCCAUUAUUUAUACGCUGAAUUGACGACGUAUUUUUCUGUUAUUUCCCGAUCAUGACAAAGAGCACACGGCGGAUGUGACCGGUCGGCAGGGGAUGCUCACUCCUCCAUGGCAUCUGAUCCCACCUCUGACGUUUCGGAGGUCCGUGUUUGCUCUGCUCCUCUUUUGUAUUGUUUUAUGGACUUUGAUAUUGAAUACUGUUCGUUAUCUCCAUAUCCUUCUCCGUCCCGUUUUAUAUUCGCCCAACCAAGGGUAGGGUGAAAAGGGAGAAAAUAAAAUGGAGGCAAAAAUUUCUCUGUAUACGAUACUGGUAUGGUUUUAAAAGAUAGGGAUAGAACUAGACAUGGGGCAGUUCUGGAAAAUAUUUAUUAAAGUCUCUGCUAAUUAUAUGCUUCAAGAAUUUUUCAGCAAACAGAUUGUGUAAUUUGAAAGAUAUUAUGUUGAAUACUGGGGAAAAUAUUUUGAAUUAACGGUCAUGUUUAGGCUAUAAUGAAAAAUAACACUGGUGCCAUAUCACAAUAAGAGAAACUACCCGGGAAAAAUAACACAGAAAAUAAAAUUAAUCCUUUCAUAACCAGGCUGUAACCGAGCAACAGGAGAUGAUUAGCUCUUCAUGGUACCUGAUCCAGCCUCCUAUGUUCUUUGAGGUCCCUGUUUACUUCCAAAUGAACAUUAACUUUGUAAACGUUACGUUUUAAAAAUAAUUGUUUUUCAAUUCUUUAGGUACAAGUAAUUUUUUUUAAAAUAAAAAUUAAGGAAACAGGUCAAUUAAAUACCCCUUUAAAAAAUUAACCCAUAUGAAGAAAUCUCUCUAACUAAAGGUAACAAAAAUGUGGUAGACUUAAUUGACCUAAACAAUUAAAUAUACAUAAUCCGCAUCCACAAACAAUAUGUUAAUUAAGCGAUACAUCUAAAGUGCAAUGAUGUAAUACAUCAUGUUUUCGAUCCACGGAGAACAGCUUUCUAUUUAAUCUGGUGGAAACUAGAGGAAGAGACAGACAUGUGGUACUUGAUUAUUGCCAUAGUGUUGGGAUCCAGUGUAAAUGUGCGGGGACAACAAUCCUGUAUAGCUAUUUUCGGAGAAUCGAAUUGUCCACAAGGAACUAGAUGUGUGAAUAAUGUAUGUCGGCCAGGCGGAAAUACGGAUUGUUCCCCGAAUAAUCCGUGCCCUAAUCCAAGAGACAGGUGUAUAGGAGGUAGAUGCGUGAGAGACAGUUCCAAUACAUGCUCCCAGUUUAAUCCAUGUCCAAAUCCAGGAGAUAGGUGUCAGAAUGGAAUAUGCGUACCAGAAAGGACGGAGUGUUCAGCGAAUAUCCGUUGCCGUGAUCCACGAGAUAUCUGUGUAGAGGGAAGGUGUAUUCGAGAUAAUUCCAACGCCUGUUCUCGGUUUAAUCCAUGUCCAAAUCCAAUAGAUCUGUGUCAAAAUGGAAUAUGUGUACCAGGAAUGUCGGAUACAUGCUCCCCGAGAAACCCAUGCCGUGAUCCCCGAGAAAUUUGUCAAAAUGGAAGAUGUGUGCGAGGAAAUUUGGAUACAUGCUCCGCGAGAAACCCAUGCCGUGAUCCCCGAGAAAAUUGUCAAAAUGGAAGAUGUGUGCGAGGAAAUUCGGAUACAUGCUCCCCGAGAAACCCAUGCCGUGAUCCCCGAGAAAUUUGUCAAAAUGGAAGAUGUGUGCGAGGAGGUUUAGGUGAAUGUUCAUUGAACUUACCAUGCCCAAGUGUUUUUGAAAGGUGUGAAAAUGGAAGAUGUGUACCAGCGAUUCAAGGCGAAGGAUGCAGAGCAUGCCGGUUUGAUCCUGCCAGCACCUGUGAAAAUAAUCGAUGUGUGAGGCAACCUGGAGCUUCUUGUCAACUUCGAGGAGGUACACCUUGUUCAGCCGGGCACACAUGCAUAGGAGGGAUCUGCUCCAGAAGUACACAAGGUGGAUGUAAUCCACGCCAGUGUGAGUCUAUUCGUGGUAGCUUUUGUGAAAGAAAUGAGUGCGUGCGACAACCAGGAGCAAGCUGCCAACGGGGAUCAAACUCCCAGCCAUGUUCAUCUGGGUAUAGAUGUAGAAAUGGAGUCUGUACCAGAGGUUCACAAACCGGCGGUUGUCUUGAUUGUGGGUUUACCGGAAGUAUUUGCGAGAAUGACCGAUGUGUGAGACCACCUGGCGCAACAUGUGGAGGCCUCCUUACAGAACCUUGUUCAGCUGGAUUUGUUUGCAGGGAAGGCUUCUGUUCCAAUGGAAUUGUGGAUUAUCCAGCCUGCAUAAGCACUCAAAACUGUCGACCCAAUGAACGUUGUCGAGGAGGGACCUGUGUUCCAGAUGACAUCAUUUCAACACAGUGUAAUUCAAACAAAGACUGUAGGACUGGGUUCCGAUGUGAAAAUUAUAUCUGUGUUCCCGAUGGAAAUCAACCUCAGCGAUGUUCAAAUUCGAAUCCAUGUCCCGUUGGACAACGCUGCAGGCAAGGAACUUGUAUCAGAGACCCGACAUCCUGUAGUGCGUGGAGGCCUUGUCCAGGAGGACAGAUUUGUAGAAAUGGUCGAUGUGAAACUGGUCAAAGUGUUCGGUGUGAUCCUGUCAAUGGCCCCUUUUGUGAGCGAGGUUACAGAUGUAGGAAUUCACAAUGUGUACGCAGUGACUUGGCAGAAUGUAAUAGUCAGAGACCGUGUCAACGGGGAUACCAGUGUCGUAUGGGAAACUGUGUCAGACAAGUGACAUCUCCAUCUCCAUAUCCAUCUACGACUAGAUGUCAAUAUAAUAGAGAGUGUCCCGCUGGUCACGAAUGUAUAGGAAGUGGCGCACAGGCAGUCUGUAUUUCAGUGAUUGUCUGAGCACUGAAUGGAGUUCCAGUGCACAGUAUCAGGAGUAAUGGAUUGGUCACUCAUCAACGAGAUUGAACUGUGUUGUACUUGUAUACUGUGAUCAUAGAGAAAAUAAAUACAUAUAUAUAA